AUGCCUGCGCGCGUGUCGCCACCACCGGCGGCCAACCUGAGCGGCGGCCUCACUAAGGAACAGCUCGACUUCUGGAACACAAAUGGCUAUUUGCUCAUCCCCGACGCCCUGAGUCCAGACACGACCAAGGCACUUCUUGAAGAAGCUUACAUCAUGCUCGACGACUUCUCUCUCGAUGACCACCCCAUGACCAAGUUCAGUACCGGCGAGAAGAGCGACCACGUUGGUGACGACUACUUCCUCGACUCCGGCGACAAGACCANNGACGCCUUCGACGCCGACGGGCACCUCACCAAGCCUAAGGCUAAGGCCAUCAACAAGAUCGGCCACUACCUACACGGCCUCUCCCCUCUCUACCGUAGCGCUUCGCUCUCCUCGGCCAAUGCCGCAAUCGCAAAGUCCCUCGGCUACCACGACCCGAGAAUACUCCAGUCUAUGAUUAUCUGCAAGCAACCAGAGAUCGGAGGCCGCGUCCCUCCCCACCAAGACAGCACAUUUCUAUAUACAGAUCCACCUUCCGCAGUCGGCUUCUGGUACGCUCUCGAGGAUGCAACAGCAGAAAACGGUUGUUUGAGUUUCGCAGCCGGGAGUCACAAGCGUGCCNCCAUCCGCUCUCGCUUUGUUAGACAGUAUGAGGAGGACGGUACACCUACCGCAACAGGCACUGGCUUCGCCGAGAAUGAGGGCAGCCAAUGGCCGCAAGGACUCCAAGAAGACACCGAAGUCAAGAAAGAAGUUUAUGAGCUCGGCGAAGUCAAAGCUGGCACUUUGGUCCUGAUUCACGGCAACCUUCUGCACAAGAGCGAGAAGAAUACGAGUAUGAAGGGCAGGAUGAUUUAUACCUUCCAUUGCAUCGAGGGCGGGAAUGACUAUGACGCAAAGAAUUGGUUGCAGCCUCCGGAAGAGGGCUUCUCCAAGCUCUUCCACUCAUGA
Messenger RNA from Aureobasidium vineae, 933 nucleotides. Lineage: Eukaryota; Fungi; Ascomycota; Dothideomycetes; Dothideales; Saccotheciaceae. The record is from the annotation of a GenBank genome assembly.